Coccinella septempunctata (seven-spotted ladybird) is the source of this 2683-nucleotide messenger RNA. RefSeq lists its product as uncharacterized. The transcript is spliced from 2 exons. The record is from RefSeq and is a predicted model, not a curated record. NCBI's taxonomy places the organism in Eukaryota, Metazoa, Arthropoda, Insecta, Coleoptera, Coccinellidae. Bases 20 to 2305 code for a protein of 761 amino acids.
GAUGUCAUGAAAUGUUCGCAUGAAUCUCAUAUUAUUCGUUUCAUUCCAGUCCGCUAAAAUUUUUGUUGAUUUUCCAAAAAUCGUUGUAGAUAUUAUGAAUGUACCUUAUAAAUAUGUUAAAAUUUUACCGAUCGAGCCGAAUAUUUCAAGAAGGUGCGGCGUUUGCGAUGAACUUCUAGUGAUACCGCCGAUCUAUUCGUGCAAAUCAGUGUCCUUCAUUUGCGGGCCAUGUUUCGAAGGCUACAGAUAUUACCUAGACGACGACGACCUGAGGGCAAACGACCGUCCGAUCCGUCAAAUACUUUACGAGAACUUUGCGUCCAGGGUGAGCUUUCCCUGUUCCUAUUACCCCCAUUGCAGGGGGGAAAUGUCCUUCGAUUACGGCGCCAAGCUGCAUUACAAGGAAUACUGCUUCGCUAAGGUGCUAUGGAUCUUCAAAUGUCCAAUAUCGAGGGCGAAUCGUUGGUUCUUGCGACCUGACCAAGACUACUGCUUCUGGAGGUACAAACGUAACAACUUAUUAGAGGAUGAGAACGAGAAGUUGUCGAAACACCUGAGACACCUUCACGGUGAAUAUGUAUUAGAAAGACCGUAUAUACUGCAACUUAGGGACUUGAAGAAUUACGCCCAACCGCGACGAAUCUUCCUGUUGCUUCUAGAAGAAAACGAUCUGAUAGCUGCCCUCCUGACGGAGAUCACAAUGGCAGACAUCAUCUUCCGGUGUAGAGUGAACGAUUCCGUGGAUAAAACCACGGCCACCAACGAUCCUUAUGAAUGUUGUAUAAGUCUAGUACCGCCUAACGAGAGAUUCAGUUCACUGGUCGAUGUUAAAUUCGAAUGCAUCCCAUUCGAUAGCAACGAUGUUGAGUAUCCGUGGCAAUCUCUCAGAUUACCAUUACGCCAUUUGAUAGAAGAAACAUCGUUCAAGAUUUGCGUGCUUCCUCGUUCGAUCAUGGUGCGCUCCAUACCGUACCUUCAUAGAGAUAGACAGCUGCUCAGCAAUGCAGGUGUCGAGGAUGCAAUGUCGGAAGGCACCCUGACAGCCUCAGAAAACGGUAUGUUGACGUCCGAGGGCACCAUGUCCAUCGCAGACUCGAACAAAACAGAUAUCGAACUCUUUUCAUAUCCCUCGUCGAACUCCGAAGAUCGAUCAGUGGGAUUCACAAGGAACCCUAUCGAACUUUGGGAGAUCGAAGAAUUCGAAGAAAUUCCUCAAGAAUCGCCUACCAAGAACGUCGAAGAAUGUCAAGUGUCUGGGAUUGAUCUACUCGUGGAUGCCAUUUACGUGAGCGAACAUACCGAGGAAACGGAAAAGACGUCUGUCAAUAGGAAUCUAUUCAGCGCUCCGAAUGAUGAUGCACAAUGUUCUUCAUCCGAUCUUCUUAUUCCUCAGCUAUCUCCUUUAACAUCUUCAGCAGAAGUCACGGAGCCUGCUGCUAUAGAUCCAAAUCUCCCAUGGAUCCCAACAACGAUCGCAGAUUUACCACAAUUAAUGGAGUGCGUUUCCCUAGAAGAGCGUGCAUCAGUUAGAAAUGAUCUUUCAAUAAGUACCAGCCCAGCUGCUCAAAACUCAAGUUCCCAAUCUCCCAGAGAACUAGUGAAUACUCCAAAAUACGAAAAUAAAGAAACAUGUAUGAAUAUUUCUCCGGAAUCAAAUAGUGAUUGCGAACGCAAUGAAUUCACUCCAUCCAGUUACGAAGGACCUCAAACUGAACCACAAGAAUACAAAUCGAUGAACGUUAAGAAAAAUCAAGCCCCAAAUAUUGCAGAUGUUCGUGAAUGUAUUCCACCAAGUUUGAAUCAUCCACUUUCGCCUGCUCCGAUUUUAAUCCCAUUAGAACACUCACAGAGGGUAUCCAGGAAUGAUAGCGGUGUUUCAGAAUAUUCUUCAUCAAAAACUUCGAUUCCAGAUGAUCCAACACAACUCAAUUCCUCAGGACAGCCUGAAGGAAGGAUGAAUACCGAUAUGAAAACAGAAAUUCUAUCUGAAAACGAUGCGAUCAAAAAAGUUUCUCAAAACGAGAUCGCAUAUAUCACAUUCGAUGACAAAAGAGAAUUGGAGGAGAUAUUAGCUAAGAUUUCAUUGAGCGAAAAAGUUAAAUCUCCAAUCAAAGUCAAUGAAAACGACUAUUCUAAUGGAUUUCAUGAAAGAUUUUUAUUCGAUAUGAAUGAGGACGAUGAAGAGCUCGAAGAAACUGAUCGGCAUUAUAUACGCGAAACCGAUCUAAUCCCUGCUGUUACUGUUACCGAAAGAGGAUCAAUGGGAAGUAUGUUUGAAUGUAGUGAAAAAAAUUUUGAGAAUUAAAAAAUGCAGUUUGUAUGAAGAAAACACAAUAUAAUAAUUAAUGAAGAAUGAGAAGUGCAGUGCUCUUGAAGUGAUGCAACAGAUGAAAAAAAAAACAAAAAAGUUGGCAAGAAAUGUACUCUGAAUGAAGAUUAUCAUUUUAUAUCAACAAUAAGAUAUAACCAAAGUGUCCACUUGUUGAAAUUCUAGGUACAAUCAUAUUUUCUAAUAAUUUGUUUGUUCGAUUCCUUAUUGUAUUUUAUAUUUAUGUCCUAAUUGAUAGGUUUCUGACCAAUUUAUAAUUCAUAUUUUUAUUAAGAGAAUCUUUUAAUAGUCGAAAUCACUGUAUUUAUUCUUAGACUGAACCUCAGCAAAAAUAAAUAUUCCUCUUUAUUUGUA